AUGUAUUGGAAAAGCGAUCAGAUGUUUGUGUGUAAACUAGAAGAAAAGGACGUGCCUGAGCUGGCAGUUCCCCUUGAGAAGUGCCAGGGUCUCAUGUCGGAGGAGUGCGGGCGGACUGCAGCCCUGGCGGCCGGGAGGACUCGGAAAGGCGCCGGGGAAGAGGGGCUGGUGAGCCCCGAGGGAGUGGGGGACGAGGACUCGUGCUCCUCUUCGGCCCCGCUGUCCCCGUCGUCCUCGCCCCGGUCCAUGGCCUCGGGCUCCGUCUGCCCUCCUGGCAAGUGUGUGUGCAGCAGCUGCGGCCUGGAGAUCGUGGACAAGUACCUUCUCAAGGUGAACGACCUGUGCUGGCAUGUCCGGUGUCUCUCCUGCAGCGUCUGCAGGACCUCCUUAGGAAGGCACACCAGCUGUUAUAUUAAAGACAAAGACAUUUUCUGCAAACUUGAUUAUUUCAGAAGGUAUGGAACUCGAUGCUCUCGCUGUGGGAGGCAUAUCCAUUCUACUGACUGGGUCCGGAGGGCCAAGGGGAAUGUCUAUCAUUUGGCGUGCUUUGCCUGCUUUUCUUGCAAAAGACAACUUUCUACGGGAGAGGAGUUUGCUUUAGUGGAAGAGAAAGUUCUCUGCAGAGUGCAUUAUGACUGCAUGCUGGAUAAUUUAAAAAGAGAAGUGGAAAAUGGUAAUGGGAUUAGUGUUGAAGGCGCCCUCCUUACAGAGCAAGAUGUUAAUCAUCCAAAACCAGCAAAAAGAGCUCGGACCAGCUUUACAGCAGAUCAGCUCCAGGUUAUGCAAGCACAGUUUGCUCAGGACAACAACCCAGAUGCACAGACUCUCCAGAAACUGGCAGAAAGGACAGGCUUGAGCAGACGUGUGAUACAGGUAUGGUUUCAGAACUGUAGAGCACGCCACAAGAAACACGUCAGUCCUAAUCACUCCUCCUCUGCCCCAGUCACAGCAGUGCCACCCUCCAGACUGUCUCCACCUAUGUUAGAAGAAAUGGCUUAUUCUGCAUAUGUGCCCCAAGAUGGGACGAUGUUAACUGCACUGCAUAGUUAUAUGGAUGCUCAUUCACCAACAACUCUUGGACUCCAGCCCUUGUUACCCCAUUCAAUGACACAACUGCCAAUAAGUCAUACCUAA
Messenger RNA from Budorcas taxicolor (takin), 1134 nucleotides. It is a transcript of the gene LHX8, whose product is annotated as LIM homeobox 8. The record is from RefSeq and is a predicted model, not a curated record. Bases 1 to 1134 code for a protein of 377 amino acids. Lineage: Eukaryota; Metazoa; Chordata; Mammalia; Artiodactyla; Bovidae. Gene Ontology annotation, biological process: neuron differentiation; regulation of transcription by RNA polymerase II; forebrain neuron development. Gene Ontology annotation, molecular function: RNA polymerase II transcription regulatory region sequence-specific DNA binding; DNA-binding transcription factor activity, RNA polymerase II-specific. The transcript has 9 exons. Gene Ontology annotation, cellular component: nucleus.